CACUUACCAGCUGAGAGUGAGACUGAUCAUUAUAGCUUAGCUACACAAAAUGUGAGAUGUGAAACAACAAACCAAUGACCAACAAAUUAACCCAAAUACUAUUUUUGUAACUGUCAUCCUGUCAUCAAAGCUAUUAUUUUGUGUUAUAAUUAAUUGUUCUUGACAAUUACACAGUCAAAAGCUUGUGGAGGACUGUGAACUGAAGUUUAAAAAGUGGCAUAUCAGCCGACCUGCAUACAAGUAAUCUAUUUUAUGAUUUAUAGACACAAUUCAAGCUGAGUGUUGGAGUGAUGCAUCUGUGCUUUAAGUUCUCUAGAAGUCAGUCAUCUUUAAGAUUGGUUCGAAAUUUGAGCUCAGCCCAGCUCCCACACCUGCCUGUACCAGCUCUUCAAGAUACUUUAAAAAAAUGCUUAAGGACGAUUCAACCGCUGGUCACAGAAGAACAGUUGAAACAAACAGAUUCUAUAUUCAAGAAAUUUGGUGAACCUGGGGGCUUGGGAGCAAAGUUACAAGAUUUACUCCUCAACCGAGCUGAGAAAGAAGAAAACUGGCUGGCAGAGUGGUGGCUGAAUACUGCCUACCUGGAGUUCAGAUCUCCAGUAGUUGUGUACUCCAGUCCAGGCCUCGUUAUGCCGCAGCAGGAGUUUGAGUCUGUGGAGGACCAGCUACACUUCGCUGCUCAGCUCAUCCUUGCGGUCCUAGACUUCAAGUCUCUCAUUGACAGAGAACAACUUAAGCCUGAGAUGAUGGGAAAGGACCCGUUAGAUAUGGCACAAUACAAGAAAGUAUUCGGUACAUGCAGGCUACCCAGGAUACCUAGGGAUGAACUUGUCUACCACCCUACAUCGAAACAUAUAAUCGUCAUGCACAGAAACAAUAUAUUUCAACUGAACGUGUUGGCAGAGGACGGGUCUCUGUACAGCGAGUCCCAGCUGUUCUCUGCUCUUGGCCUUAUCACCGACUUGACGGAACAGGAAGUGACUCCAGUCGGAUUGCUUACUUCCGACUCCAGGGACAACUGGAGUAAGUCCUACCAACUUCUCGCCCAAGAUGCAGCAAAUUUGGAAGUGCUGAAAAGUAUCGAGAGCGCUCUGUUUGUGGUGUGUCUGGACCAACCGUCGGGCACUAUGGGAUUGGACGACAGAACUGUCAGUGGGCGACAGACCAUGCACGGAGACGGUGCCAUGUCCAACGGCGGCAACCGUUGGUUCGACAAGACGAUUCAGUUCCUAGUGAGUGAGGAGGGUAGAGUGGGAUUGACGUAUGAGCACAGUCCGGCAGAAGGACAACCGAUCGCAUCUAUUGUGGACCACAUUAUGGGAUACAUAGAUGGAAACAAGUUCGAACAAGUUGUUGGAGACCCAACUCCUGCAGCGAAUUUGUGCAUCCCUCUCAAGUUCAAAAUCAGCAACGAAGUCCAAGAGGCCAUAAAGUCUGCAGCAGCUAAUCUGGAAAAUUUGGUGAACAAUGUGGAAGCCUGUGGCUUUUCAUUUGACAAGUACGGCAAAGAGUUUAUUAAAAGCCAGAAGUUGAGCCCUGACAGCUACAUUCAAAUGGCAAUGCAGUUUGCCUUUUACAGGUUGCACAAAGUACCUGCAGCUCACUACGAGUCAGCAGCCACCCGCAAGUUUCUACAUGGCCGCACUGAAACUAUCAGGUCGUGUUCGGUGGAAAGUGUCGCCUUCGCCAAGACGAUGCUAGACUCUUCUGCUUCCCCUCAUCAGAAAUUGGCAGCCUUGAAAAAGGCCAUUAACGGUCAUAAAGAUUACACACUGCAGGCCCUGAACGGUCUAGGCGUGGACAGACACCUGCUGGGCCUCAAAUUGACAGCCAUCAGCCACGGCUUGCCGGUUCCUCCACUCUUCUCGGACCCGGGUUACCUCCAGAGUCUCCACAUGCGGCUCUCCACCAGCCAGGUGGCUGUAAAAAGUGACGGGUUCAUGAUCUACGGACCCCUGGUCGAAGAUGGGUAUGGCUGUUGUUAUAAUCCACGUAGUAAUGAUAUUAAGUUUGGUACAACUGCAUUGAACUCCUGCGCAGAAACAAGUGCUGUCAAGUUUGUCGAGAGCUUGGAUCAGUCUCUGACCGAUAUGCAUCAGUUGCUGAUAUCCACCCCUACGGCGCACUUGUAGCUGCCCGACACGUUUACAGGAUGUACUUUGACAAGUUACAGUAUUUUUUAAGAAAUCAGCAACGGUUUCAAUGCUAUUAUACCCGGUUUUAUCCUUUCUUAUAUAGACUGAUUUUCAAUUUGAGCAAUGUUAUUGUUAAAUAAAUUUUACUUUUAUAGACA
This is a messenger RNA of Homalodisca vitripennis (glassy-winged sharpshooter), 2293 nucleotides long. RefSeq names its product carnitine O-acetyltransferase-like. Gene Ontology annotation, molecular function: carnitine O-acetyltransferase activity. Gene Ontology annotation, cellular component: peroxisome. The record is from RefSeq and is a predicted model, not a curated record. Bases 291 to 2132 code for a protein of 613 amino acids. Gene Ontology annotation, biological process: carnitine metabolic process, CoA-linked. The transcript has 14 exons. NCBI's taxonomy places the organism in Eukaryota, Metazoa, Arthropoda, Insecta, Hemiptera, Cicadellidae.